Messenger RNA from Acanthopagrus latus (yellowfin seabream), 3525 nucleotides. RefSeq names its product PHD finger protein 13 (gene phf13). Gene Ontology annotation, biological process: mitotic chromosome condensation. Gene Ontology annotation, molecular function: chromatin binding. The transcript is spliced from 5 exons. The record is from RefSeq and is a predicted model, not a curated record. The coding region runs from base 418 to 1398 and encodes 326 amino acids. NCBI's taxonomy places the organism in Eukaryota, Metazoa, Chordata, Actinopteri, Spariformes, Sparidae.
UCAUCGCUCUGAGGGACAUGAAGUAGGGGAGUGGGCAGGCAGCUGGUGACAGCCAACGUGAACCGCUCCCCCAGCAGUCAGUAAACUGGAUCAAACGUAGACAUUACCGGACAGCUCGGUGGAAAUACAGUAGUAACGUUUGUCGCUCACGGGAGGCACGUUUUUCAAAUUUGAUCCGACCACACAGUCGGUCGGCUCCCGGCUGUAGUAGCGUUAUCUUUGCUGAUAAUGGCAAAGUGAGCUACACUGUUGCUUCGAGUUUUAGCAUAAGUAACGUUGACGUUAGCCAUAACGUUAGGUAGCUAUCGAGCAAGCAAAGGCUAGGUAAGCUCAGUGUUUACGGUCGGAUCGAGUAGCCCGGUGCUUCACCCUGUCAAGUUAUCGACUAAACGGCAGGUUGUCUGGGACUAAGUGAGGAUGGGUGACAUAAACCCAUCGACAUCGCAUGCAUUUCAGUCGGAGGGAUUCAGCCCGCCAUACAGGAGGAGGAGGACAGUGGAGGAUUUUAACAAGUUUUGCACUUUUGUCUUGGCCUAUGCCGGUUACAUCCCAUACCCCCAAGAGGACUCUCCGCUGCGUAGUAGUUCCAGUCCUCCAAACAGUACAGGCAGCACAGCUGACAGUGAUGGCUGGACCCCCGGACCCCCAACCUCUUGUGCCCAGCGGCCUCCCAAGGUUCCCCAGGACAGGAGCAGGAAACGUCCACAGCCGGGAGCCCCACUGUCAAGUCACACCAAGAAAGAUCACACAAUGGCAACCCUGCACCCGGAUGACCGCAGGAAAGCCGACAAGCUGAAGAAGAAGAAAAGGAGAAAGGAGAGGGAGCAUUCCGCCGGGGAGGAGAGCGAGGUUCAGCAGGGCCGCUCGACAGUCCCUGGGCUACAGCAUCCCGUCUCCUUCGGUGGCCAAACAAUCAAAGAGGAGCCUGAGGAUGACAUCAGCAUUCCCCUCCACCCCCAGCAUCUGCCGAGCCCAGCUACCUGCAAGGAGGAGCCCAAGGAGGAGCAUCGACACUGGGAUGGCCAAGACAUUGAAGAAGGGGUGGUAAAGGUACAGAAGGUGGAGGGCUUUGCAGGAAACAGAACGGUGUUCCGCCAGGGGAAACAGGUGGUGUUUAGAGACGAGGAUGGGUCUGGAGAGGAUGAAGACAUUAUGGUAGACUCAGAUGACGAUUCGUGGGACCUGGUGACGUGUUUCUGCAGGAAGCCUUUCGCAGGUCGAGCCAUGAUCGAGUGUAACAAGUGUCACACCUGGAUUCACCUGUCAUGCGCCAAGAUCCGCAAGAGCCACGUGCCAGAGACAUAUGUGUGCCAGAGCUGCCGAGAGUCAGACGGAACCCCGGACACCCGCCGCUCCCACCGCUCACGAGUAGCCCCCAGCAAGCAUCUGCUGGACUGACCCCCCCCCUCCCCCAAAUGAACCAUGAACUCUGACCCCUUUGACUCCUGCUUCCCCUCCACCUGCUGGAAUGACCCCUCCUCUGAUUCAGGUCUCGCAGCCUUCAUCAUUUGUCCUUCACAUUCAGCAGAGAACUCACUUUUUCUACAAACACUUUGAUGGACCUAUCCCAACCCCUUAUCCCAUUUGAAAACAGUCUGAGUGCUAUUUUAGAUUUACUACGGUUUGUUCCUGCUUCCCUACAGACUCUGUGCGUAAGGCAAUCACUGAAUGGAUGUCUGUCUGUAGAAGACGUUAGCAUAGCAGCAAACCGCUACUGUUGAGAUUUCUCGUGAACACUGGAACCGUUUGAACUGCCAUAUAAAGAGAAACACCCUCACAACUGCCACCCACUAUGGUGCAUGCUGGGAUAUGUGGGAAAGACAGUUUGCACUUUUCUCACUUUUCUUUUGUUUUUCAAUAUCCAUCUGACCUUUCUGUCACAGGGGAGGUUUGUCUUUCAGCUUAAACUGGAUUUGAUUUCUCUUAAAUGUCUCUAUUAAUGUUACACAAUUAACUGUUAAAAGUGAGAAAGCAAGAUAAGCCUUGUGUUAAUUGCUUCAGAUGGUGCUAUAGUACUAAGGUAUAAUCCAGUAGAACAAAGAUGUAGAAUAAGAGACGACAGUCUGCAUCUGCUUCAUCUCUUUGUUGUUCUGUUUCGUUAUUUAAGACGUUGUGAACGAUUAUCAUUGAGGCUUUAAGCCCAUACAGCUGCACCAAGCUCUUGUUCCUCUUCCUUCUACUUCACAAACUGUCUUCCAGGCUCUGAAUCAAGAUGUUAACUUGGCCACACGUAGAGCUUUUACUCACUUCGCUUUUCAGAAACGUUCAAACAGCGUUUCUCUUUCGCCAGAAUUCUGUUCCUGAGGAGGUUUUCAUAAUGAUAAAGUUUGUAAGCCAGAUAACUGACAAGAUUCAGAUAACAUGACAGUUGUUUUCAGUUCAAGGUGUUUUCUGUUGCCUCUGGUCAGUGUCUUCACUGCAUUUAAUGACAGGCGUGAACAGUGGUGGUGUUCAUGAAUAUUUUAAUUUUCUAAAACGUUAUAGAAAUGUACAUUUUUUUGUUAACUGUUUCAAUGCUCAUGAUAAAGUUUUCAGAGACGACUAUAUUUAUAGAAGGGAACUCCUAUGACCGUCCUGUUUAAGUAUCAACAGAAAAAAAAGCUAUCUUGACUGGAAUGGUGUUGUUUGAUUCUCUCAAGAGUCCAGUUGAAAUUCUGCGUGUGUGUGUGUAUGAGAGAAAGAGGGUGCUGGCAAUGCAUGUGCUGCUAUGAGUUGUCUCAGCUAAGCUCCGUGGUUUUUGGUCUUUUGUAUGACGGUGAAACGGAUAUCUUCAAAAGGGCCAUGGGCAGGGUUGGGUUAUUUCUGUCUCUGAAGGGUCAGAUCAGAGUAGCAGAUCUCAGUCUCUUAUCACCUCUCACUAACGUUUUCACAGCAGUAUUCAGUUGCUUCCAUAAGCAAAAAAUGUGUUUUUUAGGGCCUUUUUCCCCUAAAACUUGCAAUUUGGAUGAAAGAUUUUAAGCUUAUUCAUGUGCCAUCUGCUGUUGUUUCUGAUUAUAUAAAAGCCAUACUGUAGAGUGACAGAUUUUUAGAUUCAGUACCUUGGAUAUUAGUCCAGGAUGGGUUUUUUUACAAUGCAGAAUCAAUAACUCGACCAGGGAACGACUAACACACACACAAAAUGAAUGUUUGGUUUGUAAAGAACACAAGACUUUCCGAGAGUUUAAAGUGGUUAAGCUCAUCUCUGCACUCUUGUCUUCUGGCUUUUACAAAUGUUGGUUAACUGGUUCGUGCCCAGCAGUCACCCAGGAGGUGAUGGUUUUCAAAAUGCUUCAAGACCUAAAUUUGCCUUUUUCUCAGGACUUUUAUGUCUUGAAGAGAGCCUGAAGACACAAAUCUUCAUGCCCAAAUUUCAGUCUUUGAGACAUCAGUGUAAUUAAAGUGAACAAUGCUCAUUGUGAUACAGCUCGUUUUAUUCUGAUCCUGGGUUGUCCUACCCCCUUUGAGAAAGCGUUGUCUGUACUGUGGUGCAAACCGUUUCUGUGAAACUAUUGUAAACUAUUGUAAAUAAAGAGUUACCAUUUUAAU